UGCAAAACGGCUGUGAGAUAGUUUAUUGCUUUCUUUUUCUUUAUACGGAGUAGAAUAUAAGAUCAGAAAACCAACGCCUCUUCCCAUUUAAGACGCUUCCUAAACGCGUCUAUACAUACACACAUUCUAUGCGUACAUAUUGUUAUGUGUAUCAUACAAACACAUCAUUUCUUUCCUGAAUUCAUCAAUUUAAAUGUAUACUGUAUUCCAAGGGGCUUUCACUCCGGAUUUCGCCACAUCGCCGAGAGAUGUAUAUGCAUACGUGUAUGAAUGUCUAUAAUUGAGCUGUUAAUUUGUAUGUUGGGGAUUUUCUUUCUCAGGUACCUUUCUCAUUUGGAAAGAUUAGUCUGAACUUCAAUUUCUUCUGCUGAAUAGCUGUUAUAUAUGGGGAUUUUGAAAUUUGUGUUUGUAUGCGGAAUUCGAGUGAUUAUAGUAUGUUGGUUUCUUUUAUUCUGCUUGCUUUAAAGUUAGCUCGAUCUUUGCUCAAUUGAUUGACUUUGUACGAUCAGGAAUUUAGGGCUAUUGACUUAUUGUUGAAGUUGAUCAUCUGGUGAGAAGCGUCUCGAUCUAGGAUUACUUUUGAAUGAUGGCCAGGCAAAGCAAUGGUAGGAAGAAGGCGCGAUCUGAGUGUAUAGGUUCUGAUCAGUCUGAUGAGGAUUACAUGUUUGAUGAAAAUGAGUGUGAUGAAUCAGAGGAUGAAUACUCCUCUUUCAUCGAAGACGAGUCUGAGGAGUGUGUAGGUGCAUACACAGAUGUUAAAAAAGAGAAAGAGGCGAAGAGGAAGAAGGCGAGGAAUGCAGUUAGACAAAGAGCAUCAAGGACAAAGAAAAAGAGAUCUGUAAGACCUAGAAAAAGGAAAAGAGUUUCAUACAGGGAAUUUGAUGCUGAAGACGAUGACAAUGAUGACGAAAAUGAUGAGGACUUUAAACCAAAUGAGGUUCUUGGUGUACAUGAUGAAGCUGAGUUGACCAUCACAAAUGGGAAUACAAUGUUGUGCCGGACACGUCUGCACACUCGCAUUUCCAAAGAUGAUGACACUGAAUACACACCAGAUGAUGUUGAUGGUACUACAGAUGCGGAAGAAGAAGAAGCACUGCCUCUGACAAACAAAAAGUCUGGUAAGCUACGAUUGCGCAAGUGCAUUCCCAAUAUGGAAGAAGAAGAAGAUGAUGAUGAUGAUUACGAUGAGGCUGAUGAUGAAGAAUUCACAAUAGAUGAGGUUGAUGGUGCAUAUGAUGAGGAAGAUGUGUUUCCUGUGAUCAAAAGCAGCAAGAAGUUGAGAAAGAGACGAUUACAUAAGGGAAUUGCCAAAGGUGAAGAGGGUGAUGACAGUGACGAGGAAUUUAAACCGAAUGAGGUUGAUGAAGUUGAUGGUGUAUAUGAAGAAGAAGAGUUUCUCUUUCCAUCGGAGAGUGAGACACGGUUGCAAAGAGGCAUUUCCAAAGGACAAGAGUAUGACGAUGAUCAUGAUGAUGAAUAUUACUCCACUCUAGUUGAGGUUGAUGACUUUGAUGAAGAAGAAGAUGAUAUGUCCAUAAUGAGAAGGAGUAGGAAGCUCCGCCGGACAUGUCUAGACAAGGGCGUUGCUAAAGGGAAACAGUGUAAGACUACUACCUCUGAAGUCUCAAUGAAGAUCACAAGGGGGAAAAGGAGAAGUAAAUGCGGAGUGAAUAAGAGAGGAAGAUUUGAUGAAGAUGUGAAGUUAAAAAGUAUUACCUCUGAAAAAGAAACGGAUAAGAUCACUAAAGAAGAGAGAAGGAGUAAGAAGCUAAUUGUACAUUCAGAUUUGAAUUCUAGAAAUUCUGGGCCAUUGGACUAUGUGUACAGUAUCUCUGAAGAAGAGAGAGAACAAGUUAGAGAAGCUGGUGAAUUUUGUGGUGGCUUGACUUCUAGUUGGAGGUGUCCAGUUGUCCCAAAGGAUUUAUUGGAACAAGAGAGGGCACAGAUUCAAAAGAAACGGUCAAGAAGAAAAGAUAAGGAGAAGGUUGAAGAUCGGAAGACUGAAGCAGGAAAGCAGGUUUGUGGAAUUUGUUUGUCUGAAGAAGGUAAAAGAAGAGUUCGAGGAACUUUGAAUUGUUGCAACCACUACUUCUGCUUCGCUUGCAUCAUGGAGUGGUCAAAGGUUGAGUCUCGUUGCCCCCUCUGCAAGCAAAGAUUUGUCACGAUCAGCAAGCCUGCAAAAUCAAACACUUGUUUAGAUUCAAGGACUCUGGUUAUUCAAGUCUCUGAACGUGAUCAGGUAUAUCAACCAUCUGAAGAGGAACUUAGGGGGUAUCUUGAUCCAUAUGAAAAUGUCAUGUGUACUGAAUGUCAACAAGGUGGGGAUGAUGCUCUAAUGCUUCUCUGCGAUCUCUGUGAUUCAUCUGCACAUACUUAUUGUGUUGGUCUUGGGCAUGAAGUACCUGAAGGGAAUUGGUACUGUGAGGGCUGUAGACCAACAACUGCUCUUGAUUCUCUGAACCAACAAAAUUUGAAUCUUCCUUUUGAGAGUAGAACAAGCAGCUUCUCUGUCAGAUCACCUACACCCCUCCACAUGCCAAAUGUGAGAGAAUCUUCUUUUGAUUUAAAUGAGAUGUACAUACCUGAGACUCCAUUAAACCAGGAAGUUUUCAAUGUUCCAUCUCCCAGAACUGCUUUCCCACCAUCAGGAACUGCCGCAACUGUUUCCGACAGGAGAAGGAUACAACGCCAAAUACACCUCAUCCUCAAUGACAGAAUGAGACAGGGGGGUGAUAAUAGAACUACUGGGGUUCCAGCUGGUGUCACAGGGAAUUAUCUUUUUGGCUCUCAGAUUACAGAGUUAGCUCCUCAAACCCAUGUUUCUUUCCUUCACGGAAGAAGGUUGCAGGGUAGUAGUAUCCCCGUUUUAUCACAAAGUAGGAAUGCUUUUGCUGAAGCAUCCAGCCAUUUUAGUGUGCAACCGUUUCAAAACCAACCUUCUACAUCUGCUCACAGACCCUUUAGCGGAUUGUUGUUACAAGGAGCGGUUAACUUAGGAAUUGGUUCAGGGUUGGUUCAUCAGCAACUCCAUCCUUGCAGUAGCAGCAGACCUGACAUUGUGCCUGAUGCUAGGACAUCUCCUUAUCAAUUUAGAGAGGCUGCUGUACCUUCUAUGCCUUGGUAUGGAGGCUAUACACAUCAGUUUCGCUAACGGGAGUCCCGAGGGCCAGGGAAGUGAAAUUUUCAUUUAAUCUCCAACGAUUGGGAAAAUUUUGAUCUUAUCAUACACAGAAGGUUAUCAUAUGUUGUUUGAAUUUAUCUGCAAGGAAUAUGGUGAACAAUCUUAACAACGGUCUAAUUAUCUCCAUCUGCUUCAUGUUGUCCUUCAAGGCCCUUUCUUCACAUUUGACACUUUCGCGCUGGCAUUGCCCUGCAUGUCUUCCUCACAUUGACACUUGUGCACAUCCAUUUUCAUGCAAGUCUUACUCACAUUUUACCUGUCCAUUUUCUAACAGUAAUUAUUUCUUUGAUUUUCCCCAUACAGAUGCGGCAAUUGGUUUCCAAUUAUUUCUUUCUGCCUAUAAAUAUAAUGACAAAUUUCAUUCAUGGAUAAUCAACGAGGCCAUCCACCUUGUCUCUCUAAUUUUUCAGUUCGAUUGAUACAUAUUUUAUUUCUAG
This is a messenger RNA of Cuscuta europaea, 3618 nucleotides long. NCBI's taxonomy places the organism in Eukaryota, Viridiplantae, Streptophyta, Magnoliopsida, Solanales, Convolvulaceae. The record is from the annotation of a GenBank genome assembly.